This is a messenger RNA of Dovyalis caffra, 894 nucleotides long. Lineage: Eukaryota; Viridiplantae; Streptophyta; Magnoliopsida; Malpighiales; Salicaceae. The record is from the annotation of a GenBank genome assembly.
AUGCGGAUGAGUUGUAAUGGAUGUAGAGUUUUACGCAAAGGUUGUAGCGAAAAUUGCAGUAUUAGACCUUGUUUACAAUGGAUCAAGAGUCCUGAAUCUCAAGCCAACGCCACUGUUUUUCUUGCCAAGUUUUAUGGCCGUGCUGGGCUUAUGAACCUCAUCAACGCUGGCCCUGAACAUCUCCGUCCUGCAAUUUUUAGGUCUUUGCUUUACGAGGCGUGUGGGAGGAUAGUGAACCCAAUUUACGGAUCAGUUGGGUUGAUGUGGUCGGGAAGCUGGCAGCUUUGUCAAGCCGCAGUCGAAGCUGUCCUAAAAGGAGCGCCCAUAACUCCAAUUAACUCUGAAAUCGCAGCUAAUGGUCACGGACCGCCGCUGAAAGCUUAUGAUAUACGACACGUUUCAAAAGAUGAGAACUCAGCUGCGUCAAAUGAUGCUAACCGAGUCAGGACUCGGUGUCGAGUCAGGCGAGCUGUGAAGCCAAAAGCUAGCAAGCCGAAUUGUGGUGGUAAUGGGCUGGGGUCAAUCGUUGCUGACACGUUGGGGGCAAGAGAUGAGUUGACUCGUUCUACGAGUCACGAGUCCUCGGUGAGUCACCAAUCCGAGUUGGCAAUGGUGGACGGGGAAAGCAAAGAGACUGAUGAGAGCAUGGUGUCUGUGGAAACGGCUGAAGCUUCAUUACUGUUCAUAGCCGAGCCGGAGUCGAAGAGCGAUUUGGCUGCCCAUGACGCUGCCAGCAACGAAAUUGCUGGGCUUGGGCUGGACUUGACUCUGGGCCUUGAGCCCGUGUCACGUGCGCAUCACGUGGUUCCUGUGAAGAAAAGAAGAAUUGAAGCUCUCGGAUCUUGUGAUGUUGACACGUGUAAGAUGGAGCUGGGACUUGACUAUCCAGCUUGA